AUGACAUAUAAGUGCAAACUUCUAGAAGAGAAUUCAUUCACAGGGAGAACAGCUGAUUUAUUUUACAUGCUCAUAUCUUGUGUCACUGUUUUGACUGGCAUUGUUCUUGUUGGAUCUUCUGAUAUAUUUGGCGCAUUGAGAAAUUUUUUUGAACUAUGUGGCAUGUGCUUUCCUUGCAAGCCCAACAAGCUUCAGAUUGCACUCCUAUUACGAUUCAUCGUCUCACGUUUUAUAGAUCAAGGAAUGAUAGCUGGUCAUGCUUACUAUUUUCUGGAGGCUGUAUAUCCAUGA
Molecule: messenger RNA, 291 nt
Organism: Mercurialis annua (annual mercury)
Lineage: Eukaryota; Viridiplantae; Streptophyta; Magnoliopsida; Malpighiales; Euphorbiaceae
Product: derlin-2.2-like
Exons: 4
Coding region: 1-291 (96 amino acids)
Source: RefSeq, a predicted model, not a curated record